CCAACUUAAAACCACAUCACUCCUUUCUACUCCAGCUGGAGGAGAACAGCCGACACAGAGCCGCACGGCUCCAGGAUUAUCCAGCAGGAUCCUCGGUAGUAAAAGCGCGCAGUGGAGAGGACGACAGCAUGGAGCGUAUGGAGUCCAUGGAGCCGAUCUCGGCGUGCUACACCACGGCUUACCCGGAGAUCCAGCCCGACAGCGGCUUCGGAUCCAGAGAGACCACCGACAGCCAGGCGAAGACCCCACCAGCUCCGACAUAUGACGAGGAAUUAGUGCACAAGACGAUCCUGGUCGGGGACAGUGGCGUGGGGAAGACGUCUCUGUUGGUGCAGUUCGACCAGGGAAAGUUCAUCCCCGGAUCCUUCUCUGCCACAGUGGGCAUCGGAUUCACGAAUAAAGUGGUGACUGUGGACGACGUAAAGGUCAAACUACAGAUUUGGGAUACCGCGGGACAGGAGAGGUUCAGGAGCGUGACACAUGCAUAUUACAGAGACGCACACGCCCUGCUCCUCCUGUACGACAUCACCAGCCGAUCAUCCUUUGACAACAUCAGGGCCUGGUUAACAGAGAUCCACGAGUAUGCGCAGAGCGACGUAGUCAUCAUGUUGCUGGGCAACAAGGCCGACAUGAGCGGUGAGAGAGCGAUCAGGAGAGACGAAGGAGAGAGGCUGGCCAGAGAAUAUUCAGUUCCCUUCAUGGAGACCAGUGCCAAGACUGGAGUGAACGUAGAGCUGGCCUUCACCGCCGUGGCCAAGGAGCUGAAGCACCGAGCCGUCCAGCACCCGAGUCAGCCCAAGUUCCAGAUCCACGAAUACAUCGAAGCACAGAAGGAGAAGUCAGGCUGCUGCAGCUACUUCUAGCCCUGAUCUAAACCCUCCUCUUCCUCCUCCUCCUCCUCCUCCUCCUCCUCCUCCCACCGCUCAGGGUGAACAGACUGUCCGAGACGCACCGGGGGCGACCGAGUGGGAGGAGGACGUCCCGUUAACUCACCGCUGUUCCCAAAAUAAGAUGCUGCCGUUCAUUCAAGACUGAAAACCAAACGUAGAUCAGAGGACAGACCAAACCACAGCAGGGUCCCCCGCCUCUUCAGAAUGACUCAUCAAAUCAUGUGAGAGUCCAGCCUUACAGUGCGCUGUUUGCUUUCUUUAUGAGAGUGAGAUGAGAGAGUGUUGAACACAGAGCUGGAGUCAGGACGUGGUUCUAGCUUAGCAUACAGACUGAAGGUAGGAGGACACAUCUGGUCCAGACCCCCCGUCAUCGAACCCCCCGAGAUGAACUGUUAAAAUACAGCAAAAUGCAAAACUUUAUACAAAUAGAUUUGUUCUUAAGUGACGUUAACGAGUUAUUUAAGAUCAGUUGUGUCAUUCUCUGGUUUGUUACACAGAUCUACGAAGGCUUUCAGGUUCGAACCUGUUUGAAUAAAAAAAACUAACAUGGCAGCUGAUUGGAUGAAACAUCUGUCAAUCAUAUGAGGUAGAAUUAAAGCGCCCAAGAGGAAACGCGACGCAACAACAAGCCAUAAUCAUGUCAUAGACACACUAAAACAAUACUCAUGACAAAGCCUAUUUACUCCCAAAAUAUCAAUAUAAAUUACCAUGAGCUCAUAUAGCCACUGAAUCCUUUGAAUCUUUUGUGGCAAACGUAAUUAUACAUAUUAUAUAUUAUAUACCCCCUGCUUAACGUACCCCGCCCCCAAUGUUGAAAGCAUUGCUAAAAACACACCUGACACCAGUAGUUAGCUUUAGAGGUGAUUCAUUCAUUGUAAUCUUGAAAUAUAAAAACAACAAGGUGUGACCCCCCCCCCCCUGCUUCCAGUCAUUAUGCUAAGCUAUGCUAACUGCCUGCUCUAGCUUUAAAGUUAGCUUAAACAUGUAAAGAUUGUAUAAAUUUUCUCAUCUAACGCUCAGCAAGAAAAGCAAAUGAGUCCAAAAUGUCAAACUGUUCCUUUAAGGAUCAUUUCGCACCACAUCAUAGCUGAUGCAAGAACAAUAAACAUCUGUAAACACAUAGUUUAGCCAAAGUGGAGGAUGUUGCUGAGCACCCACACAACCACUGAGAGUCUCUGCUGAAGCGUCCUGAGGGAAAAACCCAACGUUGCUGCAACCUUGUGUAUGAUGCAAUCUACCGACGGAUCCAGACAAAGGCCACACACUGUGUCAUGGAGGCAAUUCAAAGCCAAGUACAUGGACAAAAAGCCCCGUCUGUCUGCGGCCGAGUCAGACCGGUUCCCUCCUGACGAACUGCUCCUGAUGAUUGACGGCCGGCUGCUGUUGGAGAAGCUGAGGGACACGCCUGAGUUUCUGUUUGUGAACAUGCACAGGAAUGUGUCAGUGAUGAAAACAGAAAAAAAGUUUGGGUCUCCUGAAAUGUGUCUGUAGAGGAGGACCGCUGCAGGAGACGAGCUACCUGACUAUCACCCGCGGUUGGAUUUCUGAUUUCGUCCUUCAUUUAGGAAACACCGUUGUAUUUGUGAGUGAGUGACACUUGCUUUUCGACACGUUGGCUGCUUUACUUUCCUCCUAAAAACAUUGUAUAUUUUUGCUUUUAACAGCCUGAUUAUGAACUUCAGUUUAAAGCUCAGUUGCAUGUUUGCUGGAUUGCAUGCAUGUGCAGAGCCUCCCGAACAUACGAAACUCUAUUUAUAUUUGCAUCAAGAUGAACAUAGACAUAUGAACAACUAAUUAGCAUAUCUGACUAAAUCUGAACUCAAUUCUCAGGGUAAAUUUAGUUUUGAAACACCAGACCUAAUAUUAAAGCUGCAUUCGUUAGCAAACAGUUGCCAAUUUACACACAGACACACAGACACAUAAGCAUUUGUUGAAGUUGAAUCUCUGGCUGCCAAAUAAAUGUAAAUAUCUCUGUUUUGGUCUCCACCAACUCCUGAGAUACAAAUCUGGUUCUUUAGUUGCGCCGUGCUACACUCCUUUCACUAGCUAGUAACUAACUUUGCCAUAUGUUGUUGAUUUUUGCAGAAUUUUUUGGAUUAAAAAACGCUCAGACGCCCAAAACAAUUACUCAAAUAUUAAUUUGAUCCAUUGCUAAUGGAAAAAUAUUGAUGAGUGCAGCUUUAAAGCACGAAUGAUGUCACAACAGAGGUUUCAUGUUCAGGUUUUACUGUCACACAAGCAGGUUUAUGAACUUCUGUUUGAUAAACAGUAUGCAAUGCAAAUAUUUCAUAUUGAUUAAUUAUUGUAUGCUCUGAGUCAGCUCAGGUCUAAUACAGUUUAUAAUCUAAUAUUAUUCAGAUUGUGGCCAUUAGAGUCUCUACACACUGAGCAGUUGUGUGUGUUCAGACCAAGCUGAUGACGGUUGUCUUUGAUGUGUUGUAUGCUGCAUAAAAAAUAAAGUAUUUUUAACUGAA
Seriola aureovittata is the source of this 3364-nucleotide messenger RNA. RefSeq names its product ras-related protein Rab-37-like. The coding region runs from base 129 to 863 and encodes 244 amino acids. The record is from RefSeq and is a predicted model, not a curated record. NCBI's taxonomy places the organism in Eukaryota, Metazoa, Chordata, Actinopteri, Carangiformes, Carangidae. The transcript has 10 exons. Gene Ontology annotation, cellular component: endosome; Golgi apparatus. Gene Ontology annotation, molecular function: GTP binding; GTPase activity.